This is a messenger RNA of Rhagoletis zephyria (snowberry fruit fly), 1020 nucleotides long. Its product is annotated as sodium/potassium-transporting ATPase subunit alpha-like. NCBI's taxonomy places the organism in Eukaryota, Metazoa, Arthropoda, Insecta, Diptera, Tephritidae. The record is from RefSeq and is a predicted model, not a curated record. Gene Ontology annotation, biological process: intracellular potassium ion homeostasis; proton transmembrane transport; intracellular sodium ion homeostasis. Gene Ontology annotation, cellular component: plasma membrane. Gene Ontology annotation, molecular function: P-type sodium:potassium-exchanging transporter activity.
UCCAAGAAAAAUAAAAAUUCUACCAUACAUACAUAUUAAAAUUUUACAACUAAAAACCGCAUUGCUGAAAAUGUUUACUAAUUACUAUCUAUUCUUAUCCCUCACCCCUUAUUCGCUUUUUAAAAAUGCAAUGAUACAGAUUGAUUUCGAUGGCAUAUGGUCAAAUUGGUAUGAUCCAAGCUGCUGCCGGUUUCUUCGUGUAUUUUGUUAUUAUGGCUGAAAAUGGUUUCUUGCCAAUGAAACUGUUCGGCAUCCGUAAGAUGUGGGACUCAAAGGCUGUCAACGAUUUAACCGACUCAUAUGGACAAGAAUGGACUUAUCGCGAUCGUAAGACACUCGAGUACACUUGCCACACUGCUUUCUUCGUAUCAAUUGUGGUCGUACAAUGGGCGGAUUUGAUCAUCUGUAAGACACGACGAAACUCUGUCUUCCAGCAGGGCAUGAGAAAUUGGGCAUUGAACUUUGGUUUGGUGUUUGAGACAGUGUUGGCGGCCUUCCUGUCGUACUGUCCCGGCAUGGACAAGGGUCUGCGCAUGUACCCACUGAAAUUCGUUUGGUGGUUACCAGCCAUUCCAUUUAUGUUGUCUAUUUUCAUCUAUGAUGAAAUUCGUCGAUUCUACUUGCGUCGCAAUCCAGGCGGCUGGUUGGAACAGGAGACGUACUAUUAAGCUGUAUGUUUAUAUACAUAACAACAACAGAAACAACAACAACAAGAAAAUCAACAGCAACACAUUAGCAAGCGCAUUUGCAAAUAUGCCGAGUUUUACGACGACUACAAUAGCAGAAAACAACAACAAAAUCAGAAACAGAAACAACAUGUUUGAAUUUUAUGCAAGAAAUACAAACUAAAACGAGCGCGUCGUGGUCGCACCAGCAGCGAAAAUAGAACAGACAACAGUAAUAACAACGACACCAGCGGCAGUUGUGGCAGCAAGCAACAGACUUUUACGGCAACGCUGCAAGACAGCAAUAAAAAUAAUAUGGCACAUGCAUGCUGCUGCGAAUAUCUAAAGCGACCAC